AGCACAAGUCGCGGUUAGAAUUUCACCUACCAUUCUCCUUGCCUUGAUGCCUACGCGUAUACGUAGAUAGUAUCUUUCGUCCAUGCUGCUGGCCGUGUGUCUCUCCCUUCCUAAUCGAGAAAAAAAGCGAGGACAACGAUUCUACCUCGAAUAUAUAAGGUAUUUACAUAGCCCGACCUUCCACCCGGUUCUUGAGCGCUAGUUUUAUUGUCUCAUCUGUACCAUCAACCUCAACUCUCAACCUUGGUCGUCUUACUCCAUUGUCGCCGAAGAAACAUAUUCUUAUUUUAGUUCGAGGUGCUAGCUUUCUUCAUUACCUUACACAUACACGAGACCGUCUAUCCAAACAUCACCAUCAUCAUGCCGUCCUCUCAACAACAGACUUCGAGCACGCCAUGGCAAGACCGGCUGGCAGAGGUGUGCCGUGAAUAUCAAAUCCAAGCUCCUCACUUCCAAAUCGUUUCUGAUCGACGAGGUGGCCGUACUGCCUGGUCUAGUAUAGUUACCGUAUACGGCAAACGAAUCGAGGCGCGUUACUGGUAUGACGGAAGAAACAUCACCAACGCCAGAGAGGAUGCCGCGGAGGCGGCUUUAAACUGGCUCUCAACCCAAGCGAACCUAUCCACGAACUGGUAAAUCAGCUCUUUCCCGGCUAAACAUAGCGACCACGUAUUUUAUUCGGAUUCAUGGCCUUAAAAGUCGUCGACCGGCAUACGUAACGCCUUUUCCCGAUCUCCUUCCGCAUUUGCGCGAUUGAUUCACUUCAAUACCCCCUAUUUCCCCCGACGACCGUGUUUUCGCGACUAUGCCCUCCUCGCUUUGCACUUUGCACUUUUGAACUUCCU
This is a messenger RNA of Hypoxylon trugodes, 845 nucleotides long. RefSeq lists its product as uncharacterized. The record is from RefSeq and is a predicted model, not a curated record. Bases 361 to 636 code for a protein of 91 amino acids. Lineage: Eukaryota; Fungi; Ascomycota; Sordariomycetes; Xylariales; Hypoxylaceae. The transcript is spliced from 3 exons.